Scleropages formosus (Asian bonytongue) is the source of this 2204-nucleotide messenger RNA. RefSeq lists its product as uncharacterized. NCBI's taxonomy places the organism in Eukaryota, Metazoa, Chordata, Actinopteri, Osteoglossiformes, Osteoglossidae. The coding region runs from base 296 to 1462 and encodes 388 amino acids. The record is from RefSeq and is a predicted model, not a curated record. The transcript has 6 exons.
UACAGUACUUGUGUUUUUGGAGCAUACAGUACCAGUCAAAAGAUUGAGUACACUUGCUGGAGUCUAGGUUUAUUCAUAAUUGACAUUUUAUGACAGACAAGUUUCUGUAAAUAUUCAAAAAUUAAAACAAAUUAGAAGACACAAAACAAAAGAUUGUAAUGAUUGUAAGUGUUUUAGAAAACUGGGAACUGUGUAAAUCUUGGAUUCCUUAAGUAGGUGUACUCAAACUUUUGACUGGUACUGUUCUUACAAGGAGCUUGAAAGCGUUAGAGGGAUACUUUGAAACUAAAUCCUGAUGGAUGCCAUUGAUUACGAUGCGGCACUUGACCCUGAGCUUGGUCUCAGCGGGCAGCCGAACAGUGAUCUGUGCAUGGACCAAACGGAGGGUCGGGUGUACAUCGGGCAGGAUGCCAUUGAUUAUGAUGAGGCACCUGACCCUGAGCUCAGCCUCAGUGGGCAGCCGGGCGGUGAUCUGGGUACGGACCAGACGGGCGAUCAGGUGUGCAUCUGGGAUGCCAUCGACUGUGAUGCAGCACCUGACCCUAAAACCAGCUUCAAGGAACACUCUGAGAGUAACAUGUACACCGGCCAAACCUUGGACCAGGAUGUCUUUCAUUGUGAUGCAGCACCUGACCUUGAGACCACCCUGAAUGGGCAGCUGGACAGAAAUGUGUGCACAGACCUAACCGAGGAUCAAGUGUGUCUUGGGGGUUACACUGCAGUCAAAACACCUGUAAAAUACUCUUUCAUUAAGGAGCAAGUGAGAAGGAAAAUCCCAUCGUUACGAGUGAAACUGAAAACUUGGAAGAAACCGAAAAAAUGGAAGGAAAUGCAUUCAAACUUAAGAAGAAAAGUCAAAUCACCCAGAAACAGGCCCAGACUCAAAACCCUGCAUCUGAAGCCAGAAACCAGAAGUUGCAAUGUUUCUAUGUUACUUACAAAACCACCAUUGAGCCUCCUUAAUGUUGAAACUAUUGCUGAAAUUUAUUUUGUUAAACCAAAGUAUGUCAAAGUACAUCAGCUACAAUUUUUAGAGCAGUUAUCAGUCUUUACCGAUAUUCCCGACAAGUUUUGCACCAAUAUAUACAGCAAAUCAUUUACUGUUUUUGAUAUCAUAUCCAGACUUUCUAAAAAGGAUUUAUUGCAACUCAGUAAGGAAAGUAUACAUAUUGGGAAAACAAUGAAUUCAUGUGUCCCAAAAUUUGAUAAUAAUACAAGGCAAUUUUUUUUAGAUCUUAUUGAUGAAGUGAAAAAAUCCGGUGAAGUGACAAAAGGCAGGAUAAAGUUAGAUAAUCAACAUGCAUGGGUUUUUAUAACAGAUGGUAAUCAUAAUAUAAAAUAUUUUAAUGCUCAAAGGCCUGAUUCCAAACAUUCUGAAGUGCUUCUUUGUGAAAAAAUUAAUGAUUUUCUUGAAGAUCAGUCUUUGGAUCCCAGAAACUUAAAAAUUUUUUGUAUACUUUAAACAGUCCUUGCAUUUAUAAAACAUCGGGGCAGUGCUGCAUGGCCAUUCUUUUGAAACAGUGCCAGAAGUGGAGAGAACAUGGCAUUAAAUGUUUUAUUGGAUUCAGCAGGUUCUGGGGUUUCGAUGGCCAUGUACUGAGGUACCUAAAGAAACAGAACCUCAGGGACUGUAUUCAAUGGCUUAGCAAAAAUCCUGAAGGAGUGUAUGAGCAGUACAGAAAAAUACACAGUGAUGUGUGUGAUAUCACAGAGUUUGAUAUUAUGAAACAGGUAACACAUCUCACAGUGCCAGAUUUCACACUGAAAUCAGAGAAAUUUAUCAGUAUCUUGAAUAAAUCCAUAAAUAGCUGCCAUAGGGAAACUCCAGAUAAACUUGAGAAAGGGGCCAUUCGUGAUAAAUGUCAAUAUUUAAAAAAUCGUAUCAAGGGUCUCUUUAGUCAAAGAGGUAGUUCUGAGCACUUUGAAAAAGAGGCACAGAUGAUUUCUGAAGUUUUAUCCGAGUCUUUUAAAACUGAGUUGAUGUUUAACUUGAAGUCAGAGGUUUCUAUCAAACAAUCAGAUUUUUAUCUAACAGCAUUUAGUCAAGAGUUCAAGAAAUUGGUGGUUUCUGCUUUCGUAUCACUGUUCGGACCAAAAACUGUUCAAUUUGGAUGGAUAGAUAAUGGCUGGGAGGAUUGGGAGAUAUUAUGUGAAGCAGAAAUUCGCUGAAACAGCUCUGAGCACAUUGUGUAAAUGCUUACUGA